GUCAAAUCUGUCAACCGUGAAAUGUCAACCUACGUAAAUUUGGAACUUUGUAACAUUACAAUAAUUAAAAAAUAAUCAACGUUUUAAGUGUAGUUCUAUUACUACAAUAUUUUUUAUUAUCAUUUUUCGAAGUAUGGUUGGAUGGUUUGACUCAAAGCAAUAAUUAAUGGUUUAAAUGACUCAAAACAAACUAGUUGAGUCAGUUAUGGAUCUGCAUACAAAGCAGAGACAAUUUUCUGGACAACUAUACAAAUAUACCAAUGUCAUGAAGGGGUGGCAAUACAGAUAUUUUUUAGUAGAUGCAAAUGCGGGAUUGCUACAUUAUUACCUCUGCGAAGGGGAAAAACCGGACGGAACGGUGCCCAGAGGAUCAGUACAUCUCGCUGGAGCUGUGAUAUGUCCAAGUGAUGAAGAUUCGAAGACUUUUACAGUAAACUGUGCUUCAGGUGAUAUGUUGAAACUGAGAGCUUCUGAUGCUCGAGCUAGGCAGGAAUGGGUUAACGGUUUGAGGGCCGUUGCUGAAUCGCAUACCAAGGCAAUAAGUGCUAAUAGUCCGCCUUUACCUCCAAGAGAGCACCUUGCAGUACUGGAUGCAUUGGGAUGUGUAAGGUCGCAACUGCAACAAACUGAGCAAGCCGAUUCAGCUCUAUGCAGGUCCAUAGAGUCCGCUGGUAGCAAAUACUUCAUAGAUCCGAACAUGUUGAUGUUGAAAGCCACGUCUGCGGCGUCCUUGCACUGUCUCACGCAAUGCAUGAACAUUCUGCAGAGGAACCAGCACGCCCAGCAAGGAAGGACAGGGAAAAUGUAUCAGUUUAUGUUGAAUUUCCCCGGUAAGAAAGUUCGAAAAAUGAAAUUAAAAAAAUGGAAUAGUUUGUGACCGGUGUGUCACUGCAGCAGCUUCUAGAGUGAUAUUUCGGAAAGAAGAUUUAUGACAGACAUUUUUUUUUGUUGAUCCGUAACAUUUAUUGUACAUAGAUAUUGUAUAUACACUAUACACAAACGAAUUAUUGUG
Psylliodes chrysocephalus is the source of this 1012-nucleotide messenger RNA. Lineage: Eukaryota; Metazoa; Arthropoda; Insecta; Coleoptera; Chrysomelidae. The record is from the annotation of a GenBank genome assembly.